Nicotiana tabacum (common tobacco) is the source of this 438-nucleotide messenger RNA. The record is from RefSeq and is a predicted model, not a curated record. NCBI's taxonomy places the organism in Eukaryota, Viridiplantae, Streptophyta, Magnoliopsida, Solanales, Solanaceae.
AUGGCAGUUGAUCAGGAUGUCGAAGAGUUGCUAAUCAUGGGAGAUUCCGAUUUGAUUAUUCGACAAGCUCAAAGUGAAUGGGAAACUCGGGAUGUCAAGCUUAUUCCGUACAGGCAACAUGUCGAGGAUCUUAGCAAGCGGUUCAAAUCCAUCGAUUUCAGGUACAUUCCUCGGUUUUACAAUGAGUUAGCCGAUGCACUAGCUACUUUGUCCUCGAUGCUGCCAUAUCCAGGCAAUGUCCGCAUUGACCCGUUGGAAAUCCAAAUUCGAGAAAGACAUGGUUAUUGCAACACAGUUGAAAUAGAGCCAGAUGAGAUAUUUGAGUUGAAGAAAACUGAUGUUCGCUGCUACGUUGCUGUUUCCGACUUGCUCGCUACUACAAGAAAACAAAGAAGCUUCCACCAGUCUGGAAGUAGUAAGUUCAUUCUGCCUGUUUGA